AUGACAGAAUUUGAAGUAGUCGCGACCGGGCUGCAGUUCCCGGAAGGACCGAUUGCCAUGGCUGAUGGAUCGGUAAUUCUGGUCGAGAUCGCCAGAGGCACGCUAAGCCGUGUUGAUGCCCGUGGCCAGGUCGAAGUUGUCGCCGACCUGGGCGGCGGACCUAACGGUGCUGCGAUUGGCCCGGAUGGUCUCUGCUACGUUUGCAAUAGCGGCGGCUUUGGCUGGCAGAAUAUUGACGGCCUGCUGUUUCCAGACGAUGUGCCAGCAGACUAUGCAGGUGGCCGUAUUGAGCGGGUCAAUUUGGCUACGGGGCAAUUUGAGCGGCUGUACGAUCACUGCGGGGAGCACGGCCUGAGCGGUCCCAAUGAUAUCGUUUUCGAUAGGCACGGUGGCUUUUGGUUUAGUGAUACUGGAAAGUUAUCGUCGCGCAAGAUCACUCGUGGCGCCAUCUACUAUGGCUUGCCCAAAGAAGGCGGCUUAACCGAAGUGAUACAACCCACCGACCUUGCCAACGGCAUUGCACUAUCACCCGACGAACGUACGUUGUACUUUUGUGAAACGCUCAAUGGGCGCCUCUGGCAGUUCCCGAUUGUCGCCCCGGGUAAGGUCGCGGCCGAUGCCGCAAUCGGCAAUGCCGAGAAUCUAUUGCAUGCGCCGGGCGGUUUUAUCGGCUACGACUCAAUGGCUGUCGACAGUGCCGGUAACGUUUGCCAGGCAACCCUGUUUAGUGGUGGCAUUAGCGUGAUAUCGCCCAGCGGUGAACUAGUGGAUUUCCACGAAUUUCCUGACCCGUUGGUUACCAAUGUUUGUUUCGGUGGUGGGGAUCUGCGAACGGCGUAUAUCACGCUAUCGGCGACUGGUCAGCUGGUUAAGAUGCGUUGGCCGCGGCCGGGGCUGGCGUUGAAUUUUCUUAGCGCCUAG
Messenger RNA from Nerophis lumbriciformis (worm pipefish), 921 nucleotides. The record is from RefSeq and is a predicted model, not a curated record. NCBI's taxonomy places the organism in Eukaryota, Metazoa, Chordata, Actinopteri, Syngnathiformes, Syngnathidae.